AUGUUAGUGUGUCUACUGUCGGGGAAAACGGAUUGUGGCCUCCAGGCAGAACUAACAAAGACCGUGACUCUGGAGUUGGGGAAGCCCUUGCUGACGUUUGUGUCGUCCCUCAGAUCCCAGACAUGCUCUCCUCUGAGCAGCGACGGAGAGUCAAACAGCUUCAUGGGGGCCUACAUCAGGAUGGGGGAAACAACAACAGCAGCAUUAAACGGAGAUCUCAAGCAGCUUAUUUUGUGGGGAAUAAGCAACAAUGUGACCUGGUCCUUCGGUACCUCCAUCAUUGACAUCCUCAUGGAAAUCUUUCUGGCUCCAGAGCAGUCUCUGUGCACAUAUCCAGGAUCAGAGUGCCAGAACCCUCCCAGCGUCUCCUUCCAACGCAGCGCCUCAGAGACAAACGACAACAUCAAUAACAACCAGGAAAUCCUGUUAAAAUGUGAUCGCCACAACCUGGCCAGGCUCAACGACACGCUGUGUGCCAACAUCCUCACGGGGUCCAGAGCAGGAUCCACAUCUGUGCUCACAUUUUGUCAGGCGCUAAGCUCCCUCAGCCCUACCCAGAUAGAGCAGGUGUGGAGCAACACAUGUUAUGUUAUUCAAACACUGGCAUCUCCACUUCUCAGCCGGUCAUCGGACUGCAGCUUUGGGGACGCCCAGCCUCCCCCUGCCGCCACCCCUCCCUCUGAGACUGCCCUUCCUUCUCCAUCUGCACCUCAUCGAGUAGUCAGAGAUGCCUCCAACCUCAAAUUGCUCGCCUGCAACUUUGACAACUGGUUGGAUACUGGGAUGGUGGACGCUGUCCUGGUGUCCCUGUGCAGCGAUAACGAACGUGAGGUGUUUGUGAAGCAGGUGUGUAACAAUGCUUUGUUGAUGAGGAAGCUGCUCUUAGACAAGAUGAACUUCUGGCUGUAUGGAUACUGUGCCAACUCCUCUGCAGAGCCUGGGUACUUGGUGAGUCAGUUCUGCGUCUAUGAGAGUUGGAUCGAGCAGUCCUCAGUCUUGGUGGACCCGCCCUUACUGGAGUUCUGCUUUAGCUUGGACCGGUUCAGGCUGACCCAAAUCAUCUGUGAGCACACUGGAUUCUUCAUGUUUCUAUUCUCCAACCCUGACAAUGGACCGUUCAUGCCUAACUGCACAAGCCUGCCCCCUGCAUCACAAUUCCCAGAGAUGGGUCCAUUGAUAUUAGAUUCUUGUCGUUACUCAGAGUGGCAUGAUGUGAUGCAGAUCACCAUUGACGUUUUGUCGCAGUGCAUCCUCCAAGAUAACAUUGCUUUCACCAGAGAGGUUUGCUCUAACAAAACGUUUCUGAACAGCCUCCUGCGCAAUAAAGAGAAUGCCUGGCUUGAAGCUCACUGCAACUCAUCUCUCGCCGUUCUACCCACCGAGCCGAAUGAGAUCUUCGACAUCGUUGGCUGGUGCGAAUACCAGACCUGGGGAGAGCGGGAGGUGGAUGAUUCAAUGUGCAGGUACUCUGAGUGGACCCGUCCCAUCAUCGUGGACAUGACUGUGCUAGCUCUCUGCGCUGAGAUCGACAAACUUAACUUCACGUCCAAAGUCUGCACCAACGCCACGAUACUCCAGAACCUGUUGGCCAACCAGGACAACACCUGGUUAAUACAGCACUGUGCCAACCAUUCAGUAACAGGGAUAGCUCCAGGAACAGUCCUGCCUGGGUUCAAGCCUGCAGAGCAGUGCCUGUACGCCAGCUGGAGCACGUCCCUUCCAGACGCAGCGCUCCUGACUCUCUGCUGGGAGCAGGACCAGACCAGCUUUGUCUCCUCCAUCUGCCCUAAUGCUGGUCUUCUCUUUUUGCUGUCCCGGGAGCCAUCUAGUGUAUGGGUGGGCAGAAUGUGUAUCACCUACACCAACUACACCACUCCUAAGAAUAACAGCAGCACCACCGCACCGCCUACUUUUUGCCUGGCCAAAAGCCUGGUGAGUCAGUUCAACUGGAGCUGCUCUGCUGACUUCACCUCCGCCUGCCAGCCGGGGGCCAGCCAGAAAAUGGCCCUGCAGAUGAUGCUGCGCUGCUGGGUGGAGAGUCUGAGGUACAGGGUGGAGGGGCUGAUGACUCCACCUGUGGCCACAGUGCUGGAGCAGGCGGUCAGCACUGCAGUGGUGAUACUGUUGGCACUUGAGGAAGUCCAGAACACCUCGCUGUACGUCAACAAGAACAUACGACUGAGUGUGUUAACGUCUGUAGGUCACUAUCUGGAGAGGGAGACAAACUUCGACAAAAAGAGGGUGUUGCUGCAGUGCUUUGGGACAGUCUUAACCAGCCUGAUGCAGACCGCAAGGGACGUGAGCAGUAAUGAAUUGCUCGUCAUUAAGGAGUAUUUCAGUAUCCCUCUGAGCAGCCUGAGCUCAGUGCUCAGUUCAGCUCACAUCACUACCGUCAGACUGAUCCUCCGGUACUACAACAGAAACAAGGAUACACUGCUGUUGCCAAAAAGGUACCUGUCCACCAUGGUCUCAGUGCUGUUCCAGACCCACCUGGUUAAAGACGGCAGUCUGUUCCCGGAUCUGGCCGCCCUGCUUGCUGCAGCGAGCCCAGCUGACAUCCAAGCUUUGCCCUCACUGCAGAACAACAUCAAUGUGAGGGAGACCAUUAACAGAGACUUGAAGACCAUGACUCUGGACCAGCGGCAGGCCUUUGGCUCGUGGUACAGCAAAGUUAUGCCUGUCUCUUACAUUAUCAGAAGUCAUCAGUCACUGAUCAAGGACACCGGAAACCUGAUUGCCUACCUGCCCUUCCACAACUUCCAACACCUCUCCUCUGCUCAGCUGUUGGACGGGCUGGAUGUGUUGCAGAGAAACCCCCUCACUUCUCUAAAGCAGGAGUUCAUAGCUCACAAAGUCAUCGGCACCUACAGGAAUCUGACGGCUCAGGAUUUUAUCAGGCUUGGUAAUCUGUCAUGCAUGGCAGACCCUGAGGACCUCCUUGUAUACAAAGAAACUGAGGCCUUCAGUGUCAUCCGGGACAUAGUGAUGAACUGCACACGUGACAGUAUAGGUCUGCCCAGCCAUCUGGUUUCCAGUGUGUUACUGAACAGUGCAGAACUAAAGAUCCCCUCCCUGCUCAGUCCUGACCACCUGGCAGAGCUCAGCCACCUCCUGCCCUCGCUGGGUGUGACCUUCCUGCAGGGCGUCACUCCCUCACAGCUGCUCUCUGCCCUCCCCGCCCUCAGCUCUGUUCCAUUCAGCCCUGCUCAGGCUUCCAUAAUUGUGGAGAAGUUGUCUUCAAUGACAAGUCUCACCGAUCCCGGCCAGCUGCAGAAGCUCGGCUCGCUCAUUGUGGGAAUAAAGACAGAGACCUUCUUGACUCUUACCUCGGACAAGCUGCUGACUUCCCUCCCAGAUAUGGCCCAACACACACCAGGCCUAAGCCCGCCACAGGCUAAUGCUAUCUCCACAAAACUAUGGGGCUUCCCAGAAGUAGUGGGUUGGCAGAAUGAUGUGGAGCCGUUGCUCUAUUGCACGCCCCUGCUCAGCGUCAUGCCAAGGACUCGUCUGCUUGUGAACAACCUCACCACCGCAUCCUCCAAACCCUGGAACACACAGCAGAAAAAGUGUGUGAUCGAGGAGCUGUACCAGUUUGAGUUCUUCUCUGAGCUGCUCAAAGAUCUCGGGGUUGAGAUUGCCCUUUCCAUGCCGGUUAGCACCAUUAAGAAGUUUCCCACAGAUAUGAUGGAGACUCUGAGGAAAAUAAUUGUCCAGGAACCUCGUCACUUCCUGUUGCUCUCCAGAACAAAACAAUACCUGCUGGUGGACAAAAUGGUGCAGAGGAUGGGCAUGUACACAGGGGUGUUCACUGAGGAGGAGUUUAGUUCCCUGGGCAUUAUGGCUCCGUUUGUGGUGGAUGAGGUGUUGAUUCAGCUGGACCGCAGCUUCUUCAUCGAGAACCUGGAUUUCCUCCAACGUCUCUGCUACAGCAGCAGCAAGAUGGACAUCAUGGCUCGUAUCCUGCAAGAACCUGCUGCCUUCGGCCCGGUCAACAACUGGAACCAGACAACACUCAGCCAAGUGGACCGGUUUCUAUUCUUCCUGCCUGAAAAAAAACUGCAGGAGAUUUCCCUGGCGGUGAUGACAGUGGGCCGGAUAGAGAAGCUGUUCAUGAGCCAGCGUCAGUGGGAACGUGGGGAUGUGGGGAUGGACUGUUUCAACGAGAACGAGAGGAAGAGAUUCUUUGAGAAGCAACAAUUUGUUCUACAGUUUUUCCUGGGCUUUCUCAAAAUAAAUCCUGAUUCACCGACUCCUAUGGUUCCUACUUGUGAGAUUCUGCAUACAACAUCUCCCUCUGUCUGGACCUCCAAUAGUCUGACCAGCAUGUCCCCAUCGGCCUUCUCCAACUGCCUGGAGCUGAUGGGUCAGGACACGUUUCUCGCAUCCUACCAGCGCAGCCAGGUGCUCAAGAGAGUCAAACAGAUACACGGCCCGGUUUCAUCCUUCUCCCAGUCUGUGAUCUCUCAGCUUGGAGGAAUAACGAUAGAGCUGACACUGGAGGAGCUGAGCAGGCUCCGACUGUUGGAGCGGACAAGCAUCGCUGCUCUGGGGUCUGUCAGCGCCUGGAGCAACAGACAGCUUUCUGCACUGUUUGCCACUGUGUUAAACUCCACCAAACAAAGUCCGAGCCAGCUUGACUCCAGCACACUGGUGGCUAUGGGAUACAUUGUGUGUGGAGCUAAAACCACAGAGAUGAAUUCUUUCAACGCUGUGGAGUUCAGUAAGGCGGUGCUCUGGCUGGGUCAGCUGAGGCUCUCCUGCUCUGAGGAGCAGCUGCUGGCUCUUGUUGGGCUGCUCGCUCACAGUCUGGCCUUUGGACCCAUAAGCGCGUGGGGAACUGAUAUCUUCAUUGAGAUAGGAGUUCUGGCAGCUGGUCUCCCAGACAUGGCUAUGUCAGCUUUGGUGAAAGAGCAAAUAGAAGGAAUGACACCUGCAGCUGUCACAAUGAUACCACCUGAUAAGUUUGCUGUGGUGUUUCACCAGAGACAGAUCGGCAUGUUCUCCUAUGAGCAGGCGUCUGCAGUGACUGAGGAGCAGCUCUCUGCUCUGUCCGACGUUCAGAGGACCGCUCUGGCUCUGGUGCUGACACCGUGGGAGGACAGGCCUGUAGACUUCAGAGGGAAGUCAGGGGCGCUGGCACUGGGCCACAGUCCUCUGUGUCUCUCUCUGGGACUGCUGAUGCUGCUCAUCGUCCUGACCUGCCCCACCCUCCUCUGCCCCGGCACAUGACCCCACUCACCCCUGCUGGAUCAGGAAACAACUCCUCACCCACAUAACCAAUAUUCUCAAUUAUCUAUGCAAUACCUCGUUGAAAUAAGCAGCACUUCAGGAUUUAUAUUGUGUAAUGACAAUGUUAUUUGUUUUGUGCAUCUUUCACUUAUAUUUACAUAUCAACAUUCGGCACUGAAGGAAUUGGUUUAAUUAGAACAAAACACAGUACAUAUUAAUAUACAUUAUAAACAGCAUAUCUAUCGACCAACAUUGACAAUUUUUUUCAUUACACUUGGAUUAUUUAUUCAUUUAUUUAUUUUAUAAACCUCUAUGCUCCACUUCAAAGUAUCUUCUAAUGUGAUGCACUACCCAGAAAAACAACCAAGACACUUAAAAUAUUUAAAUACACCUACAAAGUUAUAUAUUUUUGUGAAAUAAUAUAUUAUUUUUCUCAGAGUAAGAGUUGUUAUGUUUGCUAUAUUUAUAUAUCGAUUGUGUGUUAUGAUGAGAUAACAGGUAUGUUCAAAGAGACUUCAUUCUACUAGUUUCGGUGAACUUGUCAGUCUUACUUUGCUGUGAGUUUUGUAUUGUUGUGCACACUUUCUGGUGUGAUAAAUACAGUCUUAAAUUAUGAACCAAUCUGCCUCUGAUUGACUCUUUUUAUUUCUUAAUACAUUCAUCAAAGUGGAAUUACAAAGGGUAGAAAUGUAUCUUCUCACAAUUCUCAGUAAUAUCUCACAUCCACAUCAACACAACAUCUCAUACUUUUGCUAAAUAAAACUGGGAAUAUCUCUAUUAUCCAUCCUUUUCAUUUUAAGUUUGUUCACUCUGCAACUCAGCAACU
Messenger RNA from Notothenia coriiceps (black rockcod), 6055 nucleotides. The record is from RefSeq and is a predicted model, not a curated record. Lineage: Eukaryota; Metazoa; Chordata; Actinopteri; Perciformes; Nototheniidae.